AUGGGGAAGCUUAUCCGCCUCGAACUUUUCAAUUUCAAGUCCUAUAAGGGCCACCAUGUACUUCUCCUAGGCGAUUCAUACUUCACCUCCAUUAUCGGUCCUAAUGGCUCUGGGAAGUCUAAUUCUAUGGAUGCUAUCUCUUUUGUUCUUGGCAUCAAAUCAUCCCACCUUCGUUCAACCCAUCUCCGCGACCUUGUUUACCGUGGCCGAGUUUUGAAGACCUCGAAAAUUAAUGACGACGGAUCCGCUGCCGCACCCGCUAUAAAUGGACACGCGAAUGGCGAUGCAGAGGGCGAUGAUGAGGAGUCGCAGUCGCAGAGGCCUGCCCGCAAUGAUCCGAAAAGCGCUUGGGUUAUGGCGGUGUACGAGGAUGACGCUGGUGAUGAGCAGAAAUGGAAACGCGCCAUCACGAACCAGGGCGCGAGCGAAUAUCGCAUCAAUGACCGCGUUGUUACUGCCCAGCAGUACAACGAGGCCCUAGAAUCGGAAAAUAUCCUCAUUAAAGCCCGGAAUUUCUUGGUCUUCCAGGGCGAUGUUGAGCAGAUUGCCUCGCAGUCGCCAAAGGAUCUCACUCGACUCAUUGAAAUGGUUUCCGGCAGUCUAGAGUAUAAGGCCGAAUACGAGCGGUUGCAGGAAGAGGCAGAACAAGCGGCGGAGAACCAGAAUUACAACCUUCACCGUCGGCGUGGUAUCAACUCGGAGAUAAAGCAAUACCAGGAACAGAAGAAAGAAGCCGAAGCCUUUCAGAACAAGCAAGAUGAGAGAGAUGAUGCUAUUGUCCAACAUAUUCUCUGGAAACUGUAUCAUUUCCAGCGCGUAAUGGAAGAAUCUAGCGCGAGCAUUGAGGAGCACCAGCAAAACUUGAAGGAGUUCCGCCGUGGACUAGAGAAAUAUGAGAAGCAACUAGAGGAGGCUAGGCAAGUAUCAUCCAAGGUGACAAGAGACGUCAGUAAAGUUGAGCGCAGUAUUAAGAACAAGGAAAGGGAUAUUGAAGAGAAGGAGAAUAGCUUGGUACCCAUUGACGAAAAAGUGGAACUCACCACCAACCAAGUUGAGAAGCUCCGCCGGAGACUUGAGGGGCUGUCCAGAGAACGGGAUGAUAAUCAGGCCAAAAUCCAGGAUUCCAAGAAACAGCUCGGUAUUGUGGAGAAAGCGCAGAAACAAUUCCAGGCCCAGUGGGAGGAAACAUUGAAGAAGCAGGGCAGGCAGCUCAGCGAAGCUGAUCUGAAGGAAUAUAAUGUUCUCAGAUCUCAAGUCGUUGCAAAGACCUCCAGCAACCAGUCCAAGUUGGACAAUCUCGUACGCCAAAUGAAGACCGACGAGGUCACGUUCAAUAGUUUGAAAGGAAAAGUGGAGUCAUUUGAAGUUUCAGUUCAAAAGCUACAAGGCGAAGUGAAGUCCAUCGAAGAGCGAAAGGAGGCUACCAGGGCGACCGUGAAAGAAAUUACGAAGGAUAUUGACACAAAGAAGAGAGAAUUCAACAACAUUCAAUCCGAACGUGUCCGCGUAAAUCAACUGCGUACAGAACUCGAUGAAAAGCUUCAAGAGAUUUUGAAGGCGCUCCAUGAGGCCGAUGCUGGUAUGAGACAGAACGACAAGGAAGCACGAACACGGGAGAUGGUCAUAUCCUUGAAGCGCAUAUUUCCUGGCGUUCGGGGCCGUAUCGGAGAGCUUUGCAAGCCAAAGCAAAAGAAAUUCGACGAAGCUGUCAUUACGGCGCUUGGGCGAGACUUCGACUCGGUCAUUGUGGAUACAGAGAAAACCGGCACAGAAUGUGUUCAGUACCUAAAGGACCAGCGCUUCUCGCCAAUGACUUUCAUUCCCCUCGAUAAUAUCAAGGUUUCAGCCGUGGACUCGAGUUUGAAAAGCUUAUCUAAGGCCCGCCUGACUAUUGACACUAUCGAUUUCGAUUCAUCCCUUGAACGUGCCAUGGCUUAUGCUUGUGGAAGCUCGAUUGUUUGUGAUGAUCUACCAACUGCCAAACAGAUUUGCUACAAGAAAGGCAUCCAAGUCAAAGCUGUCACUCUGGAGGGCUUCGUGAUUCAUAAGGCCGGUUUGAUGACGGGUGGUCGGGGUCCAGAAAGGGGUAAUAAGCGCAAAUUUGAAGAUCAAGACGUUGAAAUUCUUAGGAAGCAACAGCAGAAACUACGAGACCAAAUUGAAGCGUUGCCUAAUGUCGGCCGCAGGGGCGCGGCUGAGGAGAUUUUGCAGAACGACCUUACGGGGCUCGAGCAACGCCUAUCGUACGCAAAGGGCGAAUUAGCAGCUUUUGAGCAAAACCUGGCUAGCAGGAAGAAAGAGUUGAGCCACGAGAAGCGUCAGCUAGCUGAGAUGAAGCCUAAGCACAAGGAGAAGGAAACCGAGCUUGCCCGAAUCCAGGAAACUGUUCAGAAGUUUCAGGACGCUGUUUCGAAGGUUGAAGAUGACAUAUUCUCCAAAUUCUGCCAGCGACUGGGUUACUCUGACAUUCGAAGUUAUGAAGCACAACAAGGUAGUCUGGAGCAAGAAGCGGCUGAGAAGAAGAAUGCCUUCGAGGUUCAGAAAAAGAGACUGGAGCAGAAUCUUAAUUGGGAGAUGGCCAAAUUUCAGGAUAUAGAUACUCGGGUGAAGAAGAUGGAGGCACAGAUUGGCAGCUUCGAGGAAGACAUACAAACGUACACCGCCGAGAAGACUGACCUCGAAGAUGCGAUUGAUGUGGAUAGAGCCCAGGUUACCGAGUUAGAAGACGACCUCCACAAGCAAAAGGAGAGGCUGGCUGCGAAAAAUGAAAAGGUAAAUCAGGCCCGAGCGGAGGUCCAGAGACGCACCAAAGAGAUCGAUAAUCGUACCAAAGCUAUUACGGCCUUGGAGACUGAGGUGCAGCGGAACAGUGCAGGUAGAUAUGCCCUGUUGCGACGUUGCAAGCUUGAGCAGAUUACCAUCCCCUUAACGGAACAGUCACGGAGGCUUGACACCCUCCCUGUUGAAGAGAACAUUCUGCAGACGGAUCCUGAUGCAAUGGAUGUUGAUGAAUAUGAGGAUGAUGAAGCUCCCCAAGAUAUGGCGAAGGACUACGGAAUUGAUGUCCAGUUUGAAAGUCUUGACGAGGAGCUCAAAACGCCUGAUGAUGACACCGUCGAAGAGCAGCUGUUACAGAAGAUAACAGACUUGAACUCGGAGCUUGAAAAACUCAACCCAAACAUGCGCGCUAUUGAUCGCCUGGAUGGCGUUGAGGCUCGUCUCAAAUCCACAGAGAAAGAUUUCGAGGAUGCUCGACGCGCGGCCAAACAAUCCCGCGAUGCCUUCAACGAUGUCAAAGAAAGGCGUUUUGAACUAUUCAACAAGGCAUUCUCGCACAUCUCAGAGCAGAUCUCCCACGUCUACAAGGAUCUCACACGCUCUGCCGCAUACCCUCUUGGCGGCCAAGCCUAUCUUGACACCGAGGACGGCGAUGCACCGUAUCUUUCUGGCAUCAAGUACCAUGCCAUGCCUCCUCUAAAGCGUUUCCGCGACAUGGAACAUCUCUCUGGUGGCGAGAAGACUAUGGCUGCUCUUGCUCUUCUAUUUGCUGUCCAUUCAUACCAACCUAGUCCUUUCUUCGUGCUGGACGAAGUUGAUGCCGCGCUUGACAAUGCCAAUGUGGAGAAGAUCAGGAAUUACAUCCGUGAGCAUGCAGGGCCUGGGAUGCAGUUCAUCGUCAUUAGUUUGAAGACGGGGUUGUUCCAAGGGAGUGAGAGUUUAGUCGGUGUGUUUAGGGACCAGGAGGCGAAUAGCUCCAAAACUUUAACACUUGAUUUGCGGAAAUACGUAUGA
Venustampulla echinocandica is the source of this 3792-nucleotide messenger RNA. Its product is annotated as Structural maintenance of chromosomes protein. Gene Ontology annotation, molecular function: DNA binding; ATP binding; protein binding. NCBI's taxonomy places the organism in Eukaryota, Fungi, Ascomycota, Leotiomycetes, Helotiales, Pleuroascaceae. Bases 1 to 3792 code for a protein of 1263 amino acids. The transcript is spliced from 5 exons. The record is from RefSeq and is a predicted model, not a curated record. Gene Ontology annotation, biological process: sister chromatid cohesion. Gene Ontology annotation, cellular component: cohesin complex; chromosome; nucleus.